AUGCUCCAAAAGGGAGCCGAAGGGGACUGGAAACCCACUGACCAGCGGCCGUUCUUGGCUGGCCGGGGCUGGUCUGUGGCUGAGGCGGCGAAGCAAGGCCGGAGGAGGGCGAGGGGAGCUUCGGUGAGGCCAAAUGGUGGCCGGAGGUGGUCGGGCAGCCGCCUGUGGUGGUGGCCGAAUAGGGGCUGGGUAGAGGCGACUGGAGCUGGACGGCUCUGGAUUGGCGUGAAGGGAGGGACGCCAAUAUUAAGCUUUGAUGGAAAUGCGGUCUAUAAGAGCAUUAUUGAAGCCACGGAGGAGUUUGAUGCCAAAUAUUGCAUCGGUGUGAGAGGACAUGGAAGUGUUUACAAGGCCCAGUUGCAAACAGGUGAGACUGUUGCGUUCUAUGACUUUUGUUGGAGUUCUCGACAUUCAUUUUUGGUGUAUGAGUUCUUGGAAUGUGGCAGCUUGAAAAAUGUAUUGAAUAGUGAAGAGAGGAUAGCAACAUUUGACUGGAAUAAAAGAGUGAAUGUUGUUAAAGGUGUGGCUUAUGCUUUGUCCUACAUGCACCAUGAAUGCUCUCCUCCUAUAAUUCAUCAAGACGUGUCGAGCAAGAACAUUUUACUGGAUGAAGAAUACAAAGCUCACAUGUCUUAUUUUGUCACGGCUAAGGUUCUAGAACCUUAUUCAUCCGAUUGGAGUUCCUUUGCAAGCACUUUUGGAUAUGCAACUCCAGAUGCAAACCAAGAAUAUACAAAUCAAUGCAAAUACGAUGAUGUGGAUGACAUUGUUGGAGCCACACUGGACGAUGCUCCUGUUCAGUCUCCGGGCAUUGUUCUUCCCCCUGCUCAAUCUUUGAUCAGAGUCGAUUACUGA
Molecule: messenger RNA, 855 nt
Organism: Eucalyptus grandis
Lineage: Eukaryota; Viridiplantae; Streptophyta; Magnoliopsida; Myrtales; Myrtaceae
Product: MDIS1-interacting receptor like kinase 2-like
Exons: 4
Coding region: 1-855 (284 amino acids)
Biological process (GO): protein phosphorylation
Molecular function (GO): ATP binding; protein kinase activity
Source: RefSeq, a predicted model, not a curated record